AUGCAAGAUGAAUAUCUCCAGGACGGGCGCAAAAGGAGGCAGGAACUUCAAAAUCUAUUCAAUGUUGGCAGUAAAUUAGGAUAUACAUCUGGUGAGCUUUCGGAAGCAUUGCAUGAGGGACGAAGUCAAGCAUUCAUUGACGUGCUGAUGGCCUGUCUGCCCAAUGUUUCAACCCUGUAUCUCUCCCCAGGAUGGCUCCCACGAAGCACACUGUCACAGUCGAGUCACCUCCAGAAACUGCAGAGCCUUACUGUUUUUGGGUCGCCAUUUGACCAGAAUCCAGAUAUCGGAUACCGAGAAAUGUUUGUCAAGGACGCUGGAAGGCUCUUCUUUCUGCCUACCGUCCGCAAAGUUUCUAUAUUUGACAUCCAUCUUUCCUGCUUCUCUGAUCUGAUCGAAGUAAAUACGGCCCGGACUUCCAGCAUCACAGACCUUACACUAGUCCCUGGUGGUGACUAUCCUUUAAUUGAAGAUUCUCGCACUACCCUGAGAGAGUGCCUGAAACAGCCGCAGGCGUUGGUAUCGCUGACUGUGUUUCUACCUCGAUACACGUCGAUGGUAGAUCAAACAUUACCAAGCAACAUUAUUCCCAAUGACGAAUUGUGGCGUAUACUAUCCUUCCACAAACACUGUCUGGAAUACCUCGACAUAUAUGACCAGGAUGCCGACUGUGAUCGAUCCAGCUUCUUGUGGAAGCCUCACUUGAGCAAGCUCGAUGGCUUCGAACGUCUCCACACCUUACGUAUCCUCCAACAGAGUUUGGUCGGUGGCUUCAAUGGUAUCAGGGAGGCGUCUUUUAGAUUGCAAGAAACAUUGCCAGUGUCAAUCCGAUCCUUGACGAUCUAUGCAAAUCGGCCAGAAGGUUUGAGGUUUGAGCAACAGAUUCUUGAAGCUAUGCAAAAUUUCAAAUUCCAGAAGCUUGCAUUCCUCAUAUUCCAAGAAGUUUCAGGCUCUACGAGUAUUUCUAUGCAAACAUAUAAAGAAUUGGUCAGAGUUUGUAGUGAUCGCAACAUUUCCUUGGCAUUUCUAGAGCAUGACCAUCUGCCACGUGGCGGCAAGAGUCUACUGGAGUAUGGAGAAGCCCAUGAUCCAGAGCAGUAUAUAUCCCAAGGCGGUCGGUAG
This is a messenger RNA of Bacidia gigantensis, 1122 nucleotides long. RefSeq lists its product as uncharacterized. Bases 1 to 1122 code for a protein of 373 amino acids. The transcript has a single exon. The record is from RefSeq and is a predicted model, not a curated record. NCBI's taxonomy places the organism in Eukaryota, Fungi, Ascomycota, Lecanoromycetes, Lecanorales, Ramalinaceae.